AUGCAGGUGGAUGAGUAUGGCAACAUUCAUGAAGAUCUGUUCGUUGCCGAUGAGAAUUGUGCAGCGGACAGCAAAACUGAAGCUGUGAAGCCCAAAAAGGAUGAGGCGGAUUCGUAUCCAGCUGAGGUGGAUCGUUUUGGGACCGCUGCUGCUCCUCAAGCAGUUGAGCCAGAGCCGGUCUACAUUGAAUCGUAUUACAAUGCUAGCGACUUGCACAACUGGAACAUCUACUGA
This is a messenger RNA of Gongylonema pulchrum, 234 nucleotides long. The record is from the annotation of a GenBank genome assembly. NCBI's taxonomy places the organism in Eukaryota, Metazoa, Nematoda, Chromadorea, Rhabditida, Gongylonematidae.